GAAAAAUAUAAUUCGGCCCGACGCGAAUCGCAGCGUACGACGAGACGCGGCGUGAACACUAGCCUUGCGCAGUGCUACAGCCAGCGGCGCCGAAGCGGCGCACCGCUAUCGACGGCGCACGCCAAAAAAAGGCUUUCCCCCAAGGGCCACUCAGAGCAGCCGGCUAAAAAACGGCGCCGCGGGCUCUUCGCAGCGCACAACGCAACGUAAAGUAAACUACGAGGAAACGCCGCCGCGCGAGCCGCAGCGUUCCACCAUGCGACUCUUCUUUUUAUUAACCUCGCUGGCGCUCACGACCUCUUCUAUCUUCAAAAAGCACGACAAAGGCAGCGACCUCCACUACGAGCAGCAGCCCAAAUAUCACGUAAGACCGCAGCAGGGCUGGCUCAACGACCCGAACGGGCCCGUCUUCCACGGCGGCAAGUAUCAUCUCUUCUUUCAACAUAAUCAAGAGGACGCGUCCUGGGGGAAUAUCGUCUGGGGCCACGCCACGUCGGCCGACUUAGUGCACUGGGAACUUGCGAGUCCAAUUCUCACGAAACCGCCUUCUUAUGAAAAAGGUGGGGCCUGGAGUGGAUCGAUGUUCAAGCGCGGCGAUGAUAUCGUCGCGUUGUACACGUGCACCGACGGCAAGUUCCGGAACGCGCAGUGCGAGGCUAUUGCUGAUGACGCUUCAUUGUCUUCAUUCACUCGUAAUGCGAACAACCCCACCAUAAAAACACCACCGGAAAACAUACCACAGGGCGCCUUCCGCGACCCGACGGAGCCCUACCACUUUGUUGGGAGGGACUACACGUUCAUCGGCGCGACGGACGCCCGGGGCCCGCGCGGCGUCGUGUUGGCCUACGACCUCGAUGGCUAUGGUUUCAAGGGCCACUUCUACGAAGCGCCGCCCCUGCAACAGUGCCUGGGCUGGCGCGACGGGCCGCGGUGCGCUUCUGUGAUGUUGGAGUGCCCCGACGUCUUCGACCCUGCUACGACACUGAGUGAAGCGACGAUUCUCAAGCUGUCGCUCGGUGCCGCUUUACGGAAGGACGUCGUGUUGAUCGGCGCCGUCGAGGGCAACGCCGAAGGCCGGGGCCCGUCGUUUAGAGCGAAGGAACACCGGACGCAGCACCGCUGCGACGGUCCGGAGUAUUUGCCAGGUGCUAUUACCUUAGAUUGUGGGAGCGCGUAUGCCUCAAAAUCCUUCACCGACCAGCGAGGCCGGAGAAUCUCGUGGUCCUGGCUGCCCGACUACGGCGGCCCGGCGACGCCGCCAGUUCUAAGGUACAACGGCACGCUGACGCUGCCGCGCGUGUUGACCUUGGAGAAAGGAGAGUUGCGGUCGCGGUUCCUCCCGGAGCUGAAAGAGCUACGGAUGGCCAAGGACGCGCACCACCUCGCCGACGGUGUGGAGACGAAGCUGCGACACAUGGCGGACCAGUCCGAGCUGAGGCUGUGGGUCCCCCAGUCAGAGCAUGCAGUGACCGUAUCCUUUAAGAGAUACGGUCACGAGUUGCGGGCCAACGUCGCCUGCGCCCGCAUGGUCUGCCGCGUCUCUAUUGUCACAAUAGCCGACGGCGAGGAGUAUAAACCGUGCGAGGCCCUGACCUUCGGGUGGCCGGGCCUCACCGUGCCUCUGAUUGUGUAUCUGGACGGUUCGUCAGUAGAGUGGGAUCUGGGCGACGGCCGGAGCUCGUGCGCGCACCGCUGGUACGGCGUUACGCCGAGCGAGCACGACGGCGACCUCGCGGUGACCGCGCGCUUCGUCGAUCAGGUGAGGCUCGAGGCGUGGCGCUUGAAGUCGGCGUGCGAGCCGGCGGAGCACAAGUGGAACAACCAGUUCUAACGCCGCGCGCGAGGGGUGUGCUUGUAUUAACUAUAUGGUGUGCUGA
Messenger RNA from Pelagomonas calceolata, 1877 nucleotides. The record is from the annotation of a GenBank genome assembly. Lineage: Eukaryota; Pelagophyceae; Pelagomonadales; Pelagomonadaceae.